Messenger RNA from Periophthalmus magnuspinnatus, 4515 nucleotides. RefSeq names its product zinc finger protein 28-like. Gene Ontology annotation, cellular component: nucleus. The record is from RefSeq and is a predicted model, not a curated record. The coding region runs from base 74 to 1489 and encodes 471 amino acids. Lineage: Eukaryota; Metazoa; Chordata; Actinopteri; Gobiiformes; Gobiidae. The transcript has 3 exons.
AGUUCCGGGUUUUACGUCUCUUCUCCGGGACAGAAAAGGCAGCGAGUCUGCGCUAUAAUAACUCUCUAAAUCAAUGAUGAUGUCUGCGAAAAGCCACGCGCCGAAGGACCUGGUGGUGGAGAGGCUCGUUGUUGCGGCAGAUGAGAUUUUUGCGCUAUUUGAACGCACAUUUGCGGAAUAUGAAGAGGAGGUUCUGCGGUCCAGAUUUGUGCAACAACCUCGAGAUGUUUUUCACAAAGAAGAUUUCCAUCUCCUUUCAUCGCAGGUACAGGAAGCUAAAGGCAGUGAGUCGUUUAUAAAUAAAUCAAUGAUGAUGUCUGUGAAAACCCAAGCACUGAAGGAUUUGGUGGUGGAGAGGCUUGUUGUCGCUGCAGAUGAGAUUUUUGAACUUUUUGAACGAACGUUUGCUCAGUAUGAAGAGGAGGUUCUGCGGUCAAGAUAUCUGCCACAACCUCCAGAAGUUAUUCACAAACCAGAUUUCCAGACAGUUAUUGUGGGUUUGAAUGUGGGCACUGACCAAGCCAUCAAGAAGGAAUCAAUCAAAAUCAAGCAGGAAGUAGAUCCACCAAUGGAACUCCAGUAUUCAUCUGUAACUGUGAAAUCUGAGGAACAAGACCCUGAGGAGGAGACCAGACCAGACCUGAGCGGAGAGCAGUGCGAUGGAGAGGAGCCAGGUUGCAGCACGGAUUUGAGUUUGGACAAUAAUAGACGACCCUACAGCUGUUCGGACAAUGAUUCAGAUGAGGAAACCACCAAAAGUAAUGGAGAAGAACCUAGCACAAGUCCUGUGAAAGAUACUGCAGAAAACCAUGUAAAUAAUGCAAAUAACAAUUUUAGUAGCAGCACAAUUAUAGUGAGUAACGGUGCAGAAAAGAGAGAUAAACAGCCCAAAUGCAACCUGUGUUAUAAGACCUUUAAAAGUGUAAAAGCUCUUGAGAGACACCUGGAGUUUCACCCAGGACCAUUCACCUGUGAAAUCUGUAACAAAGUCCACAGCGACAGGUCCAAUUACAAAAAACAUCUGCGCAUUCACGCUGAACAGAAACCUUUCAGGUGUUCAGUUUGCGAACGUGGCUUUACACAGAAGCGCCAUAUGAAUGAACAUAUGAGGAUUCACACAGGAGAGAAACCCCUCAGCUGUUCAGACUGUGGGAUGACAUUCAGACAGAAGAAUUCACUUAUGAGACAUGUUCUAUCGAAGCACAGUGAACACAAACCCUACUCCUGUCCCAUCUGUAUGAAAGGUUUUGUGCAGAAGUGGCACUUAGUAGUUCACAUGAGGGGGCACACAGGAGAGCGACCUUUCAGCUGUUCAGUCUGUGAUAGAAGUUUUGAAUCUAAAUGUUAUCUCAAAAAACACAUGGAUCGCAAUCACAAAGCAGACGGUGAGAUCCCCAAUGAGGUGUUAGACAGUGGGUUGUGUCCCACUCUCGACUGGGAGCAGGAGACAUUAGAUGAAAGCUUAAUACAAAAUAAUAAUACAUUUUAAGUAAAGGGACAUUAUUGUGGUAUUUUCUGAUCUAUGUUAUACUGUUAUCUCCUCAUCACAAACAGACCUGGAGUUGCAUUUUGUUUCAUUCACACACGUUUAAGGCAUAAACCCUGCAUAUUUAGGCUGAGUUCUUCUCUCAAAACAAAAACACUAGGAUGUCAUGGGGUAAUACAGAAAGUGCUCCACUGUUUUUUAAACUCCCUAAACCUUCACUAGAAUCAUUUGAAUAAUUUCUCAACUAAACAAAAGGUAAAGGGUAGCUGUUAACUUCAUAACUACCACUUCAUGACAUCACAAGGUGGAGUAGAGUAUUUUGAGCUUUGAAGAUGUCGACAGACUAAUAAUAAAGUGUUACUCAAACAUGUGUGAAUGAAACAAAACACAACUCCAUGUAUGUUUUUGAUGUGAUAACAAAUGUUUUAACAAGAAUUAAAGCUCUAUAUAGGAGCUUUUUAAAGAAGUCUUUCUGGGCACUCAAGGACACAAUUUAAACAACAAUUAAUAAACAACUAAAACAUAAAUAUAUUUAAACACAAACUUACAAAUUAGAAAACGUUGCAAGUUUCAGGUUUCCAAUCUAAUUACAAAGACCAAGAAAUUAUUGCGCUCCAAACAUAGAGUUUGAGAAGGAGCAUCAAAAAACAGCAGUUACAGUGGAAGUCUGCCAUGUUUAUGGCAGUAGUCCAGAACUCUCAUAGAGUUAUAUUAGUCAAAACAAUAUUAAAAAGUAAACAAAAACGCAGUGGAACAAUCAAAGUGCUGGGUCAUUGCUGGUAAAUACAUCCCAGGCAAGUUUAUUUGUAUAGCACAGUUCGUACACAAAGUAAUUCUAAGUGCUUUACAGAAUAAGAAAGGCAUUAAAAUUACAAUGCAAACAAAUCAAAACAUAAAUAAUUACAAAUAUUCAUAAAAUGAACACUUGAAUGAAUGCCAAGGUUAGUAUUUAGCAUCUUAAAUUUUGAUUGGUUUAAUUUUGGGCUCAUAUGUUGUGUUCUGUCACAGUCCUGAGCUCUAUAGGAUUGUUAAGUGUGAUGUCACUUCCCAGUCCAUCAGCUGAUUGAAAAUAAUGUUUACUUUUUUGGUUUUUUUAUGUUUUUGUUUUUUUGUGAUGUGAUAGAAAGUGUAUGAGGGAGUUUGAGAUAAGAAGCUAGGCUAGGCUAAGCUAGCAUUAGCAGUGACCGGCAGUGAGUGAGAUAUACCCACUGGAAAUCCUACUGGUAAUUGUCUCUUGUUUGAUGAAUAAGAAACAAAAACAAGGCUAGAAAUCAGCUGUGAAAUGUCCGGUUGGCCCCAGAAGUGACUCACUUAACAACCUCAUACAGAUCAUAAAACUUUUAAAAGUAUGUGCAAGGUGUAACAAUUAUUCACCUUAGAAACAUUUGAAUAAUAUAAUGCCUUUUUUGUUACUUUUUAAAUAUACAAAAUGUUUUAAUUAAAACAGGACAGUUAAGAUUGAACUGUUGCUUUCUUAAACGUUGCAGAAGUGUGCCGUAUAAACCACUGACAUGUUUUGGUAAUAACAAAAUGUAUGACUGGAAAAACUGUUAUCGUGCCAAUUUUUAAAAUGGGAAGCCAGGAUUCUGUGCAACUACAGACCUAUUGAUGUUUUUCUGUGACGUCAUACUCCCAGAUGGGGGCAAGAAUCAAUUUUUUUCUCAUUGAUUACAUUGUACUUUGCCAUGAAAUAUCCAAAAGGUAAAUUCACAAAUGUUGAAGCUGAUAAAUUCUGUUAGUGACUGAACUCGAGAACAGAAAACAACAGAAAUCAGAUUUUUAACUAUAUUAAUUUUAGCAGUCCCAAGUCUGUAUUAAAUAUUGGUCUAUAGAAUGACAUGAUGCCAUCUGAAAAAUGUCAGGUCAUCUCUCCUGAGGCAGUUGGCUGUUUCUAUUUUCAUCUCCAGGAUAGAGAACAGUGUGAAAACUCUUUAGGACAAAUCCUCUGUUGUAAUCUUCUGUUGUCCCUUAGGGGUCUGACCUGGACCCAUUGCUGUUUAGUAUGAAUUAUAAAUGAUUUGCCUUAGAUCUGCUGUAGCUUUACAUCAGAGUAGGCUGCAGAUGUGAGUCAGAAUUCAGUACCUCAUUCAAAAUGUGUUUGAACGACGCAUUAAAGCAACUAUGUAAUUUUUAUGUUAAAUUUCAUAACCAUGACCUAUCUGUAUCCCCAGGUAUGAGUUAAACGUGUUCAAAUCAAAUAUAGCUUUUACUGAUAAUAAUUGCAAUGCUGAUUUAUUCAAUGCUGAAAUCCUGUUGUUUUAAAACUAAAAGGCCUCUCUGUGACCUUAAUUGUCGCCAUCUUUAAACCCCAGCACUUACAGCGAUUAAUCGGUGCUAGUGCAGCUCAUUGAGUCAAAGAGAUUCUUACAUCUUACACAUGAGGCAUGACCUGUCCAUAUACAGAGAAUGACAAAACUUGGUUCACGUGUGAUUGUAGUAAGAUUUUAACUCUGUAAUAGCUCGGGCUUCAUAGAGUUCCUUAAAAUAAACAUCCAAAGCAGUAAAAGCAGUCCAUAUAGUUUCAAAUGAAGCCAUGCUGAAGGUUCACAGUGACUUGUAACAGCCUGUAAAUAUUAAUUUGAAUUUUGAGAAUGUUUUAAAGUAUUUGAAACUGUCCUGUUGUAAAUAUUUUUUUUAUAAUAUUUUUAACUGUUUUGUAAUUUAGUGAAAAGCCCAAACAGGAACAGUUUGCUCUACGCUCUAUGUGCAUCAGCUGUGGCCAAAAAUGACACAAUUAUUUGUGUGUGUGCUCAUUUUCAUUUAGUGGUUGAAAAUUUUAGUUGUUUGAGCAGUUUGUGCAUUUAGUCAAGAAACUUUUAAAUAAACUUUACAGAGACUCUACUUUUACUUUGGAAUAAUAUAUUUUAGCCUACAGUUUAAAACGGCACUCUUCCUUUUUUUUGUUUCUUGCACUGCUCCUGCAGACACAAUUACAUUUUUGUCCUUUUUGUGUCCAUCCUUGCUUUUGUGCAUUAUGUAAUGUUUUGUCCUUUCAAUUACUUAAAAUUAUAAAUCAGAUAUUACAUCCU